AGCCCAAAGACGGGGAUGGACCACGACUGUGAGAUGCAACCACCUGGAGCCCCCAGGCCCGGAAGCUCCUUCUCCCGCAGCCACUUGCUGGGGCACCCUGCCCGCCCUUCAAAGCUCCCUGGAGGUGUGUCUCCCCUCAUUCCGGUCCUGAGGAAGACCGUCCGUUUGGAUGCCUUCCCCCAAAGCCACAGCCCACAGGCUUCCGGCCGACCUGGGCUUGGGGCAAGGGUGCAGAGUGCGGGUCCACAGGAGACCAGCAACAGCCUUGUGUCCAGGAAGCUCAGCUCCAUCUCCUUAACGCUCCGUCAGAACAGCCAGGCAUGGCCCUUGGGUCCCCCAUCUUCUCCCUGGGAAGAGCUGUCCACCCUGGGCAGGGAGGCUGCCACCCAUGGAGGUGGGAGGCUGCCCGUGCCAGGCUCACCAUCUGUGACGCCGAUGCCUGCAGGCAGGGUCCACUCCAAGGGCCCAGGGAGCCCAGGCCUGGCCAAAGCCAGCAGGAUGCCCAUAGUAGAGAAGCCCCUGGUGAGUUCCUACCUGGCCCUACCUUUUCAAUCCCGGUUAGCCCAGAAUCCACCAGGCUCUGCAGGGCCAGGCCUGCUGGCUCAGAGGCACCCUGUCCCAGUGACUGCCCAUGUGUCUACCAGAGCUUCUUCAGGAAGAGGUAAGCCCCGGUUCAGGGGUAUCCCAAGAUCCCGGCUGCAUCUUCAAAGGGCCACCCCUACCAGGGGUCCUACAAUGGCCCUAGAUUUGGUUACUCUGAACACGAGGCCAGGCACAGCCAGACGUUUAGCUACAAUGGCCACCAGCAGACAUAGCUUGGCUAUCAAUGUCACAGCAGUCACAUCCAGACAGGAUACAGGCACAGAAUUCUCUGCUCUGGGUACCAAGCUGGGCACAGCCGUGGACUUGGCUACAGCAGGUAUAAUCAAGCCAGACACAAGCACAGGGGGCACAGCCACAGACUGGGCGGUACCAGACCCAGACCCAGACAGGCUGGGCACAGCCACUGGUUUGGUUGUACCGGUCACCUCAGCCCCAGUCACUGGUGAGACUGCACUGGACAAUGUCAUUAGCAUGACUGCAGCAGCCACCUGCUCACUGAUGCCAAGCAGAAGCACAGACCCAGCCCUGGACCGUGCUACAGCAGAGGCUGCCACAGACAGGGCCACAGAGCCCGCCACGCUGGAGAUCACCAGAGAAGCCCAAGGGCUCCCCGAGACCAGGACGGACGCAGCUAUGUCAGAGCUGGUGCCUGAGCCCAGGCCUAAGCCAGCCGUGCCCAUGAAGCCCGUCAGCAUCAACUCCAGCCUUCUGGGCUACAUUGGCAUCGACACCAUCAUCGAGCAGAUGCGCAAGAAGACCAUGAAGACUGGGUUUGACUUUAAUAUCAUGGUCGUCGGUACGGAAGGUCAGAGUGGGCUGGGCAAAUCAACACUAGUCAACACACUCUUCAAAUCCCAGGUGAGCCGCAAGGCCUCCAGCUGGAACCGGGAGGAGAAGAUUCCCAAGACAGUAGAGAUCAAAGCCAUUGGACAUGUGAUAGAGGAAGGCGGUGUCAAGAUGAAGCUGACCGUCAUCGACACCCCAGGCUUUGGAGAUCAGAUCAACAAUGAAAACUGCUGGGAGCCCAUUGAGAAGUACAUCAACGAACAGUAUGAGAAGUUCCUGAAGGAGGAGGUGAACAUUGCCAGGAAGAAACGCAUCCCUGACACUCGAGUCCACUGCUGCCUCUAUUUCAUCUCCCCCACGGGACACUCCCUGCGGCCUCUUGAUCUGGAGUUCAUGAAACACCUCAGCAAAGUUGUCAACAUCAUCCCUGUCAUUGCUAAGGCCGACACCAUGACCUUGGAGGAGAAGUCUGAAUUCAAGCAAAGGGUUCGCAAGGAGCUUGAAGUAAAUGGCAUUGAAUUCUACCCCCAGAAAGAGUUUGAUGAGGAUUUGGAGGACAAGACAGAGAAUGACAAAAUCCGGCAGGAGAGCAUGCCUUUCGCGGUGGUGGGAAGUGACAAGGAGUACCAAGUCAACGGCAAGCGGGUCCUCGGCAGAAAAACUCCCUGGGGGAUCAUUGAAGUGGAAAACCUCAACCACUGUGAGUUUGCUCUGCUUCGAGACUUUGUCAUCAGGACCCACCUCCAGGACCUCAAGGAAGUGACACAUAACAUCCACUAUGAGACCUACAGAGCCAAGCGGCUCAAUGACAAUGGAGGCCUCCCUCCGGGAGAAGGCCUCCCGGGCACUGCCCUUGCACCUGUACCAGCCACCCCCUGCCCCACUGCUGAAUGAAGGCCAUUUCAAGUGCUGCUUCUCCCUCCAUUCCUCUCAGCUGGUAUUGCUGCAGGGCCACACCCUUUUUAGAGUUGUGCUUGUCCAGCCCAGCGCCACAGCCCCUCUCAGCACAGCACGUGGAAGGGGCGGGUGCUUCCUCCAUUUAGCCAACGCCCCUGUCCUCCCAGGGGAAUGGAGUUUUCGCCAGCACUGCCCUCCAUCGUCUUUGUCAGCCUGUCCUAGCGCGUGUGUAGGAUGAAGGAACAUAUCAAGAGCUGCUUCUGCCCUCCCAAGCCCAAGCCAGCGGCCUGUACCCAUCUCCAGGGGAAAUAACACGGCUCCCCACCCAUUCGUCCACAUAAGCUACUCUUGGCUUCCUUAAAGGAGCAAGAAAGCAACUUUUCUGCUUGUCAGAUGCAUUGGUGUCAGCUGUGUGAGCCCUGAUGGGGAACGAGGGUGUCUCGUUCAUUGCUUAAAGCUUGUUUAUAAGAUGGGUCACUACUGAUGUGGUGGAGCAAGGGCUAGCAUUCUGUUUUAUUAAAUUGCAACUUGUGACUGGCCCAGAGUGUGGUUUCACACUCUUCCUGCCCCAUAACGUAGCCACUUAGGAGGAGUGGUUUUCCAUAAGAGGCAUUUCUGGAGUUCACUUCUUUAUUCUCAAACUUUCAAAAAGAACUACAGACAGACACAAAACUCCAGGAAGCUGUGAUAUGUGAAUUGUAGGAAGUAAAAAUACACCCUUUUGUCCAUUUAGCAAUAAGAAGGAUCUCUUACCAUCCGCCUUGCCUACUCCUACCCUUCACCUCCACCACGCCAAUGUGAGUAGUGAAUUAGCCUGGCCACAGUUGGUCACUGUAGGCUAGUGGGAAAUACCCAAUGGAGGGAAAAGCCCCCCCAUCAGAUGCAUGAAUGUUUGCGAAUGUCGGCUACCACUGCCCCACACACUGUCUUUAUGGAAUUAUCCCCACCCCAUCCAUCUCCACCUGGACACAACUUGCUCAAAGGCUGGUGACUCGUGGGCCAAUCAUCUACAACCAAAUCCUGAUGGAGCAAGAGGCCCAAGCCUAGGGGAUGCAAGAACGACCCAUUUCUUAAAUGUUACCAGUCCCAGCCAACCUUUUGGUGACAUUAUGGUUAAAUUUCCCAAUUGAAAACAAGCCAAGAGACAAACUGGUUAUGUAAAUGUUGCUAGACUUUGUGUGUUGUACAACUAAACAUUGCUGUUUGAAUGA
This is a messenger RNA of Manis pentadactyla (Chinese pangolin), 3497 nucleotides long. RefSeq names its product septin 3 (gene SEPTIN3). The transcript is spliced from 11 exons. The coding region runs from base 16 to 2283 and encodes 755 amino acids. The record is from RefSeq and is a predicted model, not a curated record. Gene Ontology annotation, biological process: cytoskeleton-dependent cytokinesis. NCBI's taxonomy places the organism in Eukaryota, Metazoa, Chordata, Mammalia, Pholidota, Manidae. Gene Ontology annotation, cellular component: septin ring; neuron projection; presynaptic cytoskeleton. Gene Ontology annotation, molecular function: molecular adaptor activity; GTP binding; GTPase activity.